GGCUGAUUGUGUUUGUGUUAGGUGGUUGGAGCAAUCGAUAUGAAACCCUAGGUUUCAUUCUGGAGUAAUUCUUUAGGAUUGGAACUCACACUAAUCAGUACUACGAUCAGAGUUGUUAAUACUAAGUUAUUCGAGCUGUGACCUUGCAUAUUAGAGAUCAUUUCAUUUCCAAGCUACCCAAAUUAGGGUAGGUAAUACUGCAUAUCAAUCUCAUCUAGAAGUUUUCAAAAAUUUUCACUUCUGGGACCACUAUGUGGAAUUUUCAUGUCUCACUUUCGACAAAAUUAGCUCAAGUAAUAAAAUUCAAACAACCAUUCAGAACACGUAUCUACCAUUACACUCUCCAACCGAAGAUGGUUAAAUAUAAUGAGUUAAUAGACCCAGAAGAUCCUCGUCUUGUAAAAGCCGUUGCUCCAGCACAAAAAUGGGAACAUACGGGUUCUAAUUAUGAUGAACUUGUCUCAAGAAUUGUGGGGAUGAUGACUAUUAGAGGCGAAAGAGAGGUGGCUAGAAAUGUAAUGCGCAUGGCGUUUAGAGAAAUAAAACUAAUACAGAUGCGGAAAAACAAAAGUAAUGCUAGUGUUAUUAAUCCCAUUAUUGUGAUUCAUGAAGCAGUAAAGAACUGUACACCUUUACUACUGCUACAAUCAGUACCACGUGGUGGUAUUUUAUACAAGGUUCCUGCCCCUCCAGUAUCUUCUUCAGUUGCCACGCAUACUGCAGUGAAAUUUAUUUUGGACGCAGCUAGAGGAAAGCCACGUGAUCAACGCAUAUGGAUAUCUCUGGCAAACGAAUUUAUGACAGCUUCACAAAACCAAGGGAAAGCUGUCAAAUACAAGGUUGAAUUACAUAAACAAUGCGAAGAGAAUCGUGCAUAUGCUAAUUUUAGAUCACAUUAGCUAAUUUCCUUACAAAUUGUUUUUCUAUAGAAAUCGCACGCUUGUAAAUAUCCAUUUGUUAUAAUAGAUAUUUUUUUAUAAACAUAUCUUUUCGUGUGUAUCUUGUUCUUUAAAUUUACUUCCAAGAAUGUUUGCCUCAGUGUUUGCAUUAGAAAGCCUAUCUGAUGAAUAUUUAGUUUUCUCAAAUAAAAUUAUCACUGUCUUCUGUUGAACUGGUGGGCUACAUUUCUCUAGUUCAUUGGAAUUAUUGAACACCUGAACAACUAAAUCGCUUUAGUAUAGAAAAACAUUCUUGCUAAUGUUAGAAUUCUGUUUCUAUUUUGGGUUUCCUAUAAACCUAUAGCUUAUGGCUUUCUUAUGAGCCUGUCCGCUUAAUCUUUUUGACGAAAAGCUAUGUAGUUUAUCCACUAAUUAUUUCAAUAUACA
Molecule: messenger RNA, 1325 nt
Organism: Schistosoma rodhaini
Lineage: Eukaryota; Metazoa; Platyhelminthes; Trematoda; Strigeidida; Schistosomatidae
Source: the annotation of a GenBank genome assembly